Messenger RNA from Fusarium redolens, 756 nucleotides. RefSeq lists its product as uncharacterized. The record is from RefSeq and is a predicted model, not a curated record. The coding region runs from base 1 to 756 and encodes 251 amino acids. Lineage: Eukaryota; Fungi; Ascomycota; Sordariomycetes; Hypocreales; Nectriaceae. Gene Ontology annotation, molecular function: protein binding. The transcript is spliced from 2 exons.
AUGGCUACCUCAGUCCAAUCAUCAGCAGAGCUAUCCCAACUGCUAAAUCCUGGCAUGCUUGCCAAUGUGCGAGAGUUCUGGUUCCGGCACUUAGCCGAUAGCGACCACUUUGUUGUUCCUGACAAAGAAGAAGCCUAUGUCUGGUUCUCACAGAACGAUGACUUUGAUCAAGAAUGCAUUUCAAAAUUUGGGCCUGUGCUUGAGUUUUUGAGCUUAAACGUUAAAGCGACAGAUAUUGAUGAUCUCCUGCGCGCUGCUAACCCUACGUCAGCCCUGGAUUGGAUGAGCUUGAUCAUACUUCUGGAUCAACUUCCUCGCAACUGCUACCGCGGCGAUAUGGCCGGUAUUGCAUACCGCUUCUUUGAUGUUCUAGCCUUAAACGUAGCCUUUCGUGCUAUUGAGGCAGGUAUUCCAGAACGACCCGAGAUACGAUACCGACAUGCCUAUCGUUUCUGGUUUUAUAUGCCGCUUGAGCAUUUCGAAACUUUGAAAGUGGUCGAGAUAGUCGUUAGGGAGCAUGAUAUCAUGUUUGGCGAUAGUCAUGAACUAUUAAGCAAGGAUAUUUCAGAUGUGGCGCGGGACGCUGACACUUUGUACUGUCGAGAGGUAUUGAUCAAGAGGCGUGGCGCAUUUGAUGUAUGGCAAGCUCAGCUACGUCAGGUCGUGAGUGACCACAUUGCUACUAUUAGGAAGCAUCAUCGAUACCCGCAUCGCGAUCUUGCACUGGGACGGACGAAAGCCGAGACUACAAUUUAA